AUGCGAGCAUUCAUCGUGAUACCAGGAAUCGUCGACACGGAGAUGCUUGAUCCAGGCUUCAAAGUGUUUGCCCACGAUGACGUCCGGCUGACAGGAAUGCUCGCCUUGUGGCUGAUGCGACCAGAAGCUGACUUUCUCCGGGGCCAGAUGGUGAGCGUGAACUGGGAUGUUGAUGAAAUGCUGGCGCAUCAACAAGCGAUCAAAGAUGAAAAACUUCUUCAGAUUAAGUGGCAUCCUGUAUUGCCUUGUGGUGGAGGCGUAGGGUUGUCUUAA
Messenger RNA from Exophiala aquamarina CBS 119918, 273 nucleotides. RefSeq lists its product as uncharacterized. NCBI's taxonomy places the organism in Eukaryota, Fungi, Ascomycota, Eurotiomycetes, Chaetothyriales, Herpotrichiellaceae. Bases 1 to 273 code for a protein of 90 amino acids. The record is from RefSeq and is a predicted model, not a curated record. The transcript has a single exon.